Molecule: messenger RNA, 2548 nt
Organism: Marasmius oreades (fairy-ring Marasmius)
Lineage: Eukaryota; Fungi; Basidiomycota; Agaricomycetes; Agaricales; Marasmiaceae
Exons: 12
Coding region: 489-1559 (356 amino acids)
Source: RefSeq, a predicted model, not a curated record
GGGCGCCGUUCGUCCCGGGUGUGUGCUUCUGACAGACUGACCCUGAUUCUCGGAAACUUAAGUUGCCAUGUCACUGGUGCGUUAUCCGGUCGCUUCAACACCAGGAGAUGGACUUGUUUCCCACGGCCGCGUCGUUUCCUCUCCCCUCAUCUGGCAGGCUCUGUUAUCGACCACCUCGUCGAUUCUGUCGGCGUCAGAGACCAUUGAGGUUCUUUUGCCUUCGUUACCCACAUGGAACGCAGACACUUUCAGUGAUAACACCGUACCAGACCUGUUCUCACUGACUGAUAUCAUUGUUAGAUGAUAUUGGUCUUUCUUCGUCAAACGCUCCGUGAUGCGCUCGUUUCGAAUGAAGGGGACUCAAUACAGUCGGACGACAACCGAUGAUUCUGAAGCAGUAGCCACUGUUGGGGACCUAAUAAUGGCUAGAUUUUGGCGGUGGGAAUAGAUGCGGAGACUUAUACAAAAGCUUGAGCAGGAGCAGGCAUAUGAUCUUGGUGCUCGCUCAAAUUUCUGCCCGCAUGUCGACAACCGACUCCGAAAGUCAGCUUGACGUUGGACAGGUGAUAAUACGCCCCAUCGUGACGGUUACGGUUAUGUGUAUUGUAUAUGGUUUUUAUAUCGCACUCUUUUCUCAUUGCAUGCAGCUACUGCGCCAUGGUGGAUUGUCACGUCGAUCCCGCUAUCUCUGGUCGACAGUUACUCUUUUCGUGGCAUCAACGGGCAUGGUGGCUGUAGAGAUCACGAAAGUUCUUCAUGAUUCUGUUGUGGAAUUCACGUCCGCAAAGACUCAGGAUCUCCAGCCUUUUUACAAUCUUCUAAAACACGACGCAGUCAGAAGAGUUAUAUACGCAUUCGCUUAUACCCUGCCUAUCAUUGCAAAUGUAGCUGCAGAUUUCAUUCUUAUUCAUAGAUGCUACACUGUUUGGGGGGCUAAAAAACGAAUCCUCAUACCGAUGAUUGUUACCUCGUUCGCUGUAACUAUGAUAUCUAGCACCGGACUAAUCAUGUCGAUCAUCGGUUUUAGGGAUACAACGAUUAAAUCUAACAUGGCCUUAUUUAACAAUGGUGGAAACAUUCAAGCCAUAGGUUGGAUUAUGAGUGCAAUCUUCAACUUCGCGUUGACCCUAUUAACCGGUGGGCGAAUAUGGUGGAUCACUCGAUGUGUUGGGCCGCCGAGGAAUUACCUUGUGACAACCAUGAACAAGAUAAUAUUUGAAUCUGGGGUACUUUAUCCCCUCGUAAUGAUCGUACAUUUGAGCAUCGAUAACGCAUUUCCUGAAAAUCAAGUUCCCAUUGACACCUAUCCUCUGAUUGUCUUAGCUGCUGGCAUCGCACCCACUUUAAUCAUCGUCCGCAUACGUCUGGGCAUUAGUACCCACGAUGGUGACACUAUGACUCAACCACCUCGAUCUAGUCAAUUCAUGACCUCAUUUCAACUGACCGAAAGGUCAUUGUACCUUUCACGUCCUUCUACCGUUACUCGUCCCCGCCCCGCGAUCGAGGUCAAUCAAGUCAAAACUCCUCCCAGAACACUUCAGGCAGUGCAAGAAGUAUGAAGUACUUCUCGAAUGAAUGCGCACGUCGCGCCAGCUUAUUUCUAUCGCCACCCGCUUUCAUUUCCUCGUCUUACGUUCACUUAAAUUACAGGACUAUUGGGUAUUCGAUAAUAAUAUCUUAGUUUUCGUACGACUCUAUUCCACUCAUUCAGCCGAAUUCUCCCCCUCACCUCCCACUAUUGCCAAGUUCUCAACUUGGACUGCAAUUAGAAUGUUGGUCUCGCAAACAGAAGCUACAGCCAACUUUCCCUAGAUGUUUAAUCCGAAUGUCGAUGUUCAGAAUUGCCAGCCACCACGAGGGUCUUGAAUCAUUUACGCUCAUAUUGAUUGGGAGGAUCGUAAACCUGAUUACAUUUGGAAUACCAGUGUUUUCCCUCCAUCAAGUCAAGUUCUCGACAAUCUGCAUACAAUUGUCCUGGUAGAAGUAUUCACGACCUUCAUCGUCCAGGUCAUAACGCCAACGUUCGAGCUUCAAGUGUGGGCAUCAAUGGGCACCGUUGGUCCGCCUGAUUUUUGGAAAAAUGGUACCCCGUCGCUGCUGCGAGAAUAAGUAUCAUAUGACAAAGGACCCGGACAUAUUCAGACUUCGUUAUCCUGUCGCUUCUGGCGACGCCAGAAGAAGAAUCGAUGAUGCAUCCCACGGCCAUCGUUUCUCUCCCCCCCCCUUAUCUGGUAAGACCUGUUAUCGACCAUCUCGUCUAUUCUGUGGAGUCGAGGUCAAAAAUCAUUGAGGUACAUUUGCAUUCGUUGUCCGCAUGGCACACACACAGACAUUCAGUGAACACCGUAACCGGACGCUGUUCUCAACUGAUGUCACUGUUGGAUGUUGUUCAUCGCUUCCGUCCAAUUCCAUUGCAACGCUCUGUGAUGGGCUCAUUUUGAGUGAAAGGGACUCAAUACGGUCGAUCUGUGACUGCCGGUGAUUCUGAAGCAGUAGCCGCUGUUGGGGACCUAAGAAUGGCUAGAGUUCGGCAGUGAGAAGAUGCGGG